AUUAGUAAAGUUUUUUUAAUCCAUACGAUCUUAAAAUUAUAUAAUUUAUAAAACUACAUUUUGUUAUUGGAUGUAGUAUUCCAAUAGCUCAGUAAAGUUAAAUUACUGAGUAAAUAUUAUAAAAAAAAGAAGUUCAAUUUUAAACCGAAUUAAACGAAAAUAUUUCAAAAUGAAUGUUCUGUUACAAGGGAUGAAAAAUUUAGUACUGAAUAAAUCAUUGGGAGAAACAACUAGAUGUAUGGCAUCACUUUAUCAAAUGCAUAAGACCGGCCCUCAUAAAAAACCGAUGUUUAAACGGAAUCCAUUGGGUGACAAUCCAUUUCUAAAAGGUGUUAUACUAAAAACACUAAUUAGAAAACCAAAGAAACCAAAUUCGGCUAAUCGAAAAUGUGUCUUGGUGCGAUUAAGCAAUGGAAAAGAAAUGAUUGCUUAUGUACCUGGUGAAGGACACAAUCUUCAAGAACACAACGUUGUAUUAGUGCGUAAUGGACGGUGUAAAGAUUUGCCUGGUGUAAAAAUAACAUGUGUCAGAGGAAAAUUUGAUUUACCACACGUUGUAAAAAAAACACAGAUAAAUUCUUAAUUUUAUAGAAAUAUUAGAUUAUUAUCAUUUUUUUUUUUUUUUUUUGUA
Melanaphis sacchari is the source of this 631-nucleotide messenger RNA. Its product is annotated as 40S ribosomal protein S12, mitochondrial. Gene Ontology annotation, biological process: translation. The transcript has 2 exons. Lineage: Eukaryota; Metazoa; Arthropoda; Insecta; Hemiptera; Aphididae. The record is from RefSeq and is a predicted model, not a curated record. Gene Ontology annotation, molecular function: structural constituent of ribosome. The coding region runs from base 170 to 583 and encodes 137 amino acids. Gene Ontology annotation, cellular component: small ribosomal subunit; ribosome.